Penicillium daleae is the source of this 1680-nucleotide messenger RNA. RefSeq lists its product as uncharacterized. The transcript has 8 exons. The coding region runs from base 1 to 1680 and encodes 559 amino acids. Gene Ontology annotation, molecular function: transmembrane transporter activity. Lineage: Eukaryota; Fungi; Ascomycota; Eurotiomycetes; Eurotiales; Aspergillaceae. Gene Ontology annotation, biological process: transmembrane transport. The record is from RefSeq and is a predicted model, not a curated record.
AUGGAGAUGAACAACGAUGAGGCGACUCUUCGCCAACUCGAGGAUGAGCUCCAGGUCAAGAUCUACCCCGGUACGGAAAUCAUGACCGAUGUCGGCUCGCAUCAUUUCGUGAGACAGUCGGGCGCAUCGUCGAACGUCUUGGUCCCCCAACCAUCCCAGGACCGAAAUGACCCCCUCAAUUGGAACAAGUACUGGAAAUUCACCACCAUUUUUAUCGCGAUGGGAAGUAACGUCAUCAUGGGAAUCGGUCCUUUAGCGCUGGCGCCAAUGUUUGGAGACUUGAUUGAAGCAUUUCACUCUGAUCUGGCGUCCGUUGUGCAAUUUACCGGCGUCUGCAUUCUCGUUUUGGGAUUUAGUAACUUCUUCUGGGUUCCCAUCUCCGAUACAUUCGGAAGAAGACCCGUUCUGAUCUUCGCUUCGCUGGUGUGCUUGGCGUCGAACAUCUGGCGGGCUAAAGCAACGACCUAUGGAAGCUUCAUGGGAGCUUGCGUGCUGAAUGGAUUCGGUGCUGGACCAUGCGAGACUCUCUGCCCGCAAGUCAUUACCGAUGUCUUCUUCCUCCACGAGCGAGGCUAUUACAACACCAUGUACUUUGCACUGUACUUUGGCUCUCUCAUGGUCGGCCCCAUCAUUGCCGGCUCAAUGGCUCUCCAUGUUGGCUGGCGUAGCUUCUGGUGGUUCAAUGUCGCUGCUUUCGUUUUCAUCAUCCUUGCUGCGGUGUUCGCCUUCCCAGAGACAAAGUGGCAUCGCGCCCAUCCUAAUGAAAUUCAUAACACUCAAGCUUCAGCUACUUCCACCCCCGAGUCUGCGUCUGCGGAUGGAAAGGAAAAGGAAGAAUUGCCCGAGGACUCUUCCAAGAAGGUAGAGACCCAGCUGGAGGUCCAGAGCCCGCCAGCCGAGGAAACGACUAUGGAUCCAUUCCUCCACAAGGGCCAACCUUCGAAACGCCAGUUCCAUAUCUAUCAGCCCGACCCUCACUGGGUCAAGAGUUUGUUUCUCGCAUUCUGGGUCCCCUGGCGUCUACUCGCGUUCCCAAUCGUCGAAUAUGCUGCCUUUGUGGUUUCGUGGUCUGCCAGUUGUUUCCUCACGGCCAACCUCACGCAGAGUCAAGCUUUUGGUGCCCCGCCCUAUAACUGGUCCAGCCAGUCGAUCGGCUUCACCAACUUUGCUUCUCUUGUCGGCGCGAUGAUUGGAUUGGCUACCAAUGGACCCCUGUCUGAUUGGAUCUCCAUGCGAGCCACCAAGAAGAACAGGGGUAUCAGAGAGCCGGAGAUGCGUUUGCCGACUCUUAUCCCCUAUGUCAUUAUUGGCAUUAUCGGAAACUUCAUCAUCGCUUUUGGAUAUCAGUACCACUGGGAUUGGCGGGCAAUCGUCCUUGUUGGUUACACUUGCGCCGGUAUUCAGGUUACAGCCCUGCCCGCUAUCUCGAGUACAUACGCCGUCGAUAGCUACAAGCCCGUCGUCGGAUCUGUCUUCAUCGCCAUCACGGUCAACAAGAACGUCUGGGGCUACGGUUUCAGCAAGUUCAUCACACCUUGGACUGAGGCAUCCGGAUAUGUCCCGGCCAUUAUGCUGAACAUGUGCUUGACGGUGCUGUGGUGCUCCUUCGGUUUCCUGUUCUAUUUCUACGGGAAGAACUGCAGAAAGUGGACUGCUGGCUCCAGUAUUUGGAAGCUUUAG